UACGAUUCGUGCGCGUGUAGUGUCGGCGGACGGAACUCAAGUUUAGUCCGCGCCUCGGGAUUCGACACGGCUCCUGGGUGUACGAGCCAACAGUGAAAUAACGUACGGAGAAAUCGUUUUAACAAGUAGAAGAAAAACAUACAAAGACGGUAUACAAGUUCGUUUAAGUGGUGCGUUUGUUUCUUUUGGAUACGGAACGGAUAAUCUUUUUUUCUUUGCGAUGCUCUCAUUGUUGCCGUUCAUCGUGCCGAUUCUCGACGGUGAUCGUUCGUAGAUCGUGUCGCUGCACUCGAAGGUAUAAGAAAACAUAUAGUGACGACACGGAAAAAGUAUUGUUUGUGAACUUAUCUCGUUCGGUGGAAUUUCAAAAGAAAAGCACGGUUAAAAAAGACAGAAAGUGCACCGUGAAAUCGUGAAGAGACAGAAAGAGAAAAAGAGAGAGAGGGAAACGGAAGAGAGUUACAUUAAACGUCGCGUACUAUGUGGGACGUCGCGUCGAGUGACAUUCUAGCCUGGAGACAAAAUGGGGCCCGUUGAUCGGGCCCGGAAGAUCUCAGGGGUCCGAUUAUCAACGGAGGUAUGGAUGUCAUCGGGGACGGGGACGAGCAAACCCUCCAGGCGAUUCUCGGUCGGAGCGAUUUCGUCGGAGGCAUAGACAAUGAGGCCCUGGACUUCUCGCAGUUGGAAGAUUUUAUCAACAGCGACAGCGAACAACCGGCCACAUAUUUCGCGGAUACCCUUGCCCACAAUGAGAACGGGGGUGGAACGACGACUCACGGUGGUCGUGUGGAGGCGGCAACCACUCAACAACCACCGUCUCGAUUGCCAUCGCCGAUUACCCAAAGUCAUCCGGUCUCGAGUACGUGCACAUCCGCUACCACCACCGUACCAAACGGCGCCGCUUACAAGGAUCCGCAAUCGUACGUUCACCCACAUGCAUUACCAGAAAGCCCACCAGACAGUGGUAGCGAGCCACCAUACUCUCCACCAGGCCACAACGAUACCCAACAUGUACAUUCACCGCACCAAAAGGUAGCUCUUCAAGAAAUGCUUCUCCACCACCAAGGGAAUCAGGCAAAUUAUGCUCCAAAUUUAUUACCUUCCUCGCCAAGAACCUUAACAUCCUCCACGGAUCCGAUGCUAUUAACUCAUACAGUGCUGACAUCUCAUCUCACCUCAGGAACGCCCAAUAUUCAAUCUCAGCAACAGCAAAUAGGUCAGACUUUAGUGCCCUUACCGCACGAGCAUAGUCCUGGUAACAUUAACACGUUGUACUCGUCGCUACAAUCUGCUCCCAAGAAGAGAAAAUUGAGCCAGGAUGGUCUUGUCCAUGUGAAGCAGGUGCAACGAGAACCUGAACUAGGAACUGUAGAACACAGUUGUAGUAGUAGCAGUGCAGUUCUCGAUGGCGAUGAAGUGACGGAUAAUAGCUACAUAGACGCCAGUUACCAGUGUAUCCGAUUUCAUCCCUUUCAGCAGACAUCCUGGCAUGUUCUCUGUGAUCAUAAUCUGAAAGAACUUCCAGUGCCCCAUUAUCGGGUGGAUGCGGAUAAAGGAUUCAAUUUCAGCAACUCGGACGACGCGUUCGUGUGUCAGAAGAAAAAUCAUUUUCAGAUUACUUGCCAUGCUCAGCUUCAAGGUGAAGCGAUAUUUGUCCGUACUGGUGAAGGAUUGAAAAAGAUAAGCAGCUUUCAAUUGCAUUUCUACGGUGUCAAAGUGGAGUCACCGACACAAACGAUCAGAGUCGAGCAGAGUCAAAGCGACAGAAGCAAGAAACCGUUUCAUCCGGUGACAGCUGCUUUCAGGGUGGAAUUAGGCGGCGAGCGUGUUACAAAAGUAACCGUUGGCCGUCUUCACUUCAGCGAAACAACUAGCAACAAUAUGCGAAAGAAAGGGAAACCGAAUCCCGAUCAAAGAUAUUUCCAUUUAGUUGUUGGCCUCCACGCUCACACUGCUGAUCAAGCCAGUUACCAAGUGGUAGCUCAUGCAUCGGAGAGAAUAAUCGUUAGAGCAAGUAAUCCUGGUCAAUUCGAGUCUGAAGGUAGUGGCGUAGGUGCAGAAGGUGGUUGGCAAAGAGGAGCAGCACCGGAUAGCGUUUAUCAUGCUGGUCGAGUGGGAAUUAAUACGGACAGGCCUGACGAAGCUCUAGUUAUUCAUGGCAACAUGAAGGUGACUGGCCAUAUUGUCCAACCCAGUGAUGCACGUGCAAAGCAAAAUGUACAGGAAGUGGACACGCGUGAACAAUUGCGGAACGUGCAACAGUUGAGAGUGGUUCGUUACAGAUAUGCACCGGAAUUUGCACAGCAUUCUGGUUUAGGUAUCAAACAGCAAGAAGACACGGGUGUCAUAGCGCAGGAAGUGCAACAAAUAUUACCGGAAGCUGUAUUACCAGCUGGGGACAUAGUUCUUCCAAAUGGUCAGAGGAUCGAAAAUUUCCUUAUGGUAAACAAAGAAAGGAUAUUCAUGGAGAAUGUGGGUGCUGUGAAAGAACUGUGUAAAGUAACAGAUAGUUUAGAAACUCGCAUUGAUCAAUUGGAACGAAUAAACAAGCGAUUAGCGAAGUUGAAAAGAGGAGACAGUCUGAAAAGUUCGAUUAGUACAAUCUCUAGUAUAUCAAGUAACAAAUACUCAUCCUCUAUCAAUAGUAAGGCCACUGUACAGGGGAAAGGGAAAAAAAGCGAGCGGGAAGAUGAAUUUCUAUGCAGCAAUAAAUUUAUCCAAAUUAUAAUUGUUAUACUUAUUCUUAUCAUGGCGUUUUGCUUAGUUGCAAUGGCGACAUUAUACUUUUUAGAAUAUCAAAAACGUAGUAGCCUUGAAUGGACAGCGGUAGCUAGUAAUGGAAUGUUGGCUAUAAGACCAGCUCAUCCAUCAACAGCAUCAAGUACACCUAAUUAUGAUUCUCGAUAUAAUUCGUUGUUAGACAGUACGUUAUCGUCUUUGUAUACUAAACAUGGAUCCCAUAGUAGAGGUUCCGAUAGUAGUUUGUCCGUGAAAACGAAUGCAUUUUCCACGCAAGCGCCUCACACGAAACAGCAACUUUAUUCUCAAGAAAUUACUUGGUAUCCUAUUAGUCAUUCUGGACCACAGCCAAAACUUGAAAAGAAUAGUGAAUUUCCUGGAAAUUGGUUAAGUAAAAGUGGUGCCGGUGCUAUUCCUAGUAAUGUAGAUGAAAACGAUCAAGGAUCGGAAGUGGAUCCAUCUGUAAAUAAAGGUCCAAUUCCAUUGGGUAGACCAUCAAAUUGUCCCAGACAUUUUAGCGAAUUUGAAAAUCCAUGUCAAAUAUUCUGUUGUACAGCCAAAAUUCAUCAAUUCGAGGAUCCUCAACCAGAUCAUCCUCCAGAAAAAAAAUCAAUUUCAGAUCAUAUAGAACAGCCAUUAAAUGUUUAUGAGGAGAAACGUAAAAUAAGUAAAAGUUUCCAAAAUGGUAUUAGUCCAUCCGAUCCAAGCACGCAAACACUUGUAAAAGAAAAUAAUUAUAAGUAUUUACAUAAAAGAACAAGAAGAGAAACCAGUAGUGGAGAUUGGACGGAAGUUGCUAGUAACGCUGCAGGAUCAUUACCACCAGAACCAAAACCACAAUUGUGGAUAGUGGCAGAAAGCUUUAAUACAUCACUUGAUCAAAAAUAUUGCUCUGCAAUUUCCCAAGAUACACCAAAUAAUAUAUCUUGCAUCAUUCCUUUAUCCAAAUACAUGCCAGAUGUUCAACUUACAUUACAUUUUAUUGGAAUGUCUUGGUAUGGACAACUAGUGCAACAAUGCUCUUCAUCAACGAAUCCUGGUAUUGACGAAACUUUAAUGUGUAGCCGGAAAUAUACAAUGCAACAACAAACUCAAUUGAAGGUUGAUAUUGAAAGUAAUAAUCAGCGGGGAGAUCAAUCUUUUUCUCUUGAUGUUGCUCAUUAUCUCAGGAGAACAUUGAGGUUUCGGAUACCUACUGUACAACCUCAAGAGAAUAUCUGUAAGAACAAACAUGGUAUUGAUUACUCGGAAUACACGUUGCACUUCUAUCGAGAUUGUGAAGAAUAAUUAAUUUCUUAACAAUACGAUUUCAUAAAAAAGAUUUUACGUUUCUGUUCAAAAGAUUGUUGAAUAUCUACACAACAGGACCUUCUUGUGCCUUCGUAAUAUAUUUUGUCUUCACUUUCUUCAAGUAUGAAAUUAUAUACUUACAAUAUGUUUGGUAAUAUAUCUAUAUACAUAUCGUCAAAUAAAUCUGUAACUGUAUUUUAUAUAUUAUUAUAAUACACCAUAUAGUAUAACUGUUGAUCAAUAGAAACGAACUCAAGCAGUAGAUAUAACGUAAUAUUUAGAAUUAUCAUUUCACUAGUUAAAAAAGUAUAUGUGCUUUUUUUUUGAAGACAUACAGAACGUGAAUAGUUGAUGGGUGGUAUUAAAUUUUUUUUAUCAUUUUUUUCUACGAAAAAUAUGAAAAUAAAAUCAAUGAUAAUUAUGAUAUUGUUAAAUGUAAAAUACUGUAUAAAAUAAAUUAAAUUAAUAUUAAAGAUUUAAUUUUAAAGUUGACUUAAUGCAUAUAUACAUUUUAAAUAUGAAUUCUCUCAAAUCACGCCCAUCAACUAUAAUUAAAGAUUAACGUUCCGUUCCAAUCAUUUUUACCUUAUUUAUACUCAUGUACAGAAUAUUGUUAUUAUUAUCAUCGGAUACAUAUUCGUACUAUAUUAAGAAGAAAAGAAAUUAAUAAUCGAUGUUCCAGUCAAAUCAUAUUUUGAUUUUAAUUUAUAUAUUCUGUGUACAGUAUACUUCAUUCUAUUUCAUGAUUUACAUAAAGUGAACUUCAAUAAAAUUUGUAAUGAAGUAAAAAUUUUAAAGAUUUUGAAAUAAUUCAACAAAGAAUAUCUAUUUGUACAAAAAAAUAUCGAUUCAAUUGAUUAAUUUCUUUCUUAAGAUCUUUUCAUCUUAAAUUUCAUUUAAAUUUGACGAAAAUUCACAUUAUCAUAGAAUUUCAAGUUCCUAAAAAAUAUUUAUAUAAUAAUUGUUCAUUUUAUAUAGUAGAAUUAAUUUCAUACAUUUUAUUUGCACUUACUCUUUAAACAAUUAUUCAUUGCAUGCGAAUAGAUUAUCAUUAAUAUCAUCAAAUUAUUAUCAUUAUUGUUGCUAAACAUAAUAUCUAAUAAGACUACUAUUAUCAUUAUUUGUAAUUAAAUUCAUAUAUAAACUAGCAAUUUUCAUUUGCGAAAUUCCAAAUGUUAUCUUGUUAUUAAUUAUGUUACUUUUAAAAGUCAUGAAAAAAGGAAGAAAUAAUAUUCUAUACACAUAUAGAUAUAUAUUUAAUAUAUAUAUAUAUAUAUAUAUGAUUACUAAUGUAUUUAUUUUUAAGUUAGAUUAAAAAUGGAUUGUCGUAUAUACUUUUUAGAAAUCACAAUUUAUUUUAAAAUUUCUUUCAUAUAUAUUUUUUUUAUAUUAAUGAAAUAAAAUUUCAUUUCUUUAGUAAAAUUAUUAUUCCUUUAAUUUUGUAUUUAUAUAUAAGUAUAUACGACCGAAAAUAAAUAAUGCGCCAUUUCUGCCGUCCAUAUGUUUUCCUUACGUGAAGACAUCUUACUGUAAGUUUUAAGUGAAUAUUGAAUAUAAUAACGUACAUAUAUAUAUAUAUUUUUACAAAAGAAUAAGCUCUCACACGAGUUUAUCUGAAUCAUAAAUCAUGUAAAAAGAAGACAACGCUAUUGUACAGUAAUUAUAUAUAAUUGAGACAAGAAAUUCCAUACAUAAUAUAUAACAUAUUGAAAAAUUAAAAAUCAUGAUUAGUUUAAUAGUAAUGUAAGAAAUAGAAGAUUUAAUUCCAAGUUAUUUUCCAUAAUUCCAUUCCAUUUUUAAUAUUUUAUUCAUUUGCAAUAUAAUUUCCUGUUUUUGUGAACAGAUUUAUCACAGAUAAAAGAAAAUAAAAUUAUUGAAUUUUGAAUAUUAAUAUUAUUGUAAUACAAUUAUAUAAUUUAUACAAUUAAUAUAUAUAUAUGUAUAUUUAAUAUAUAUAACAAACGUGCAUAUGAUAUUACAGUAAUAUUAAUUCUUCAUUAUAUAUAUUUGUUUAUAAUUAUUUUUAGAAUAAUUGUACAGAAUCUGUUUAAAAAAGGAAAAGGAAAAAGAUUCUGUAUAAAACGCAUAUAAUGAAAAAGGAUAUUAUAUAAUUUUUUUUUAAAGAUUUUAUGAAUAAUCGAUAUUUGUAUAUUUUUCAUAUUCAUUUGUGGAUUUUUUAAAAUAUUUUAUUUGCUUUUACAUUCAUUAUCGUUUAUUGCAUUGUUGCAAUGUAUCAGAACUUAUUAUUGUUUUAUAUUUUAAUAUAUACCGAUUGUUAUCGUAAAGAAACAAUUUACAUAUUUAUACAUUCGAUUUAUCUUGCAGGACAACUUCGUUUGAAGAUAUUAUUUUUUAAAUAAAAGGAAAAUAAAGAAAGAGAAAGAAAAAUGAAGUUAAUAAUAAUAUUACAAAAUAUAAAGCAGAAGUUUUCUAAUAUUCUUGAAUAUAAUUUUUGAAAUAAGAAAUAAAAAAUGUCUAUAAGGAUAACAUUUCAUAAAAAAAGAAAUUUUUCUUUUAAUAUAAGUAUGAUAAUCUUGUAAGUUUUAAGUAAUAUCAGUAGGAUUUGUACAUAUAGUUCUUAGAAUAUAAUGAUGUACAUCUAAUGAUAAAAAUAUCAUUUAAAAAGUUUUUUGUAGAAUGUUCGUUUUUAAGUGAAUUAAAAAUUAUAUGUAAUUAUACAUAAUUAAGGUUUUCAUAAGAAAUACGACUCUUAUCUAAUUACAAGCAUAAAGUCUAUAGUUUUAUGAUUGAAUAUAAGUAAUUUUAAUGGAACGUAAUUACUUAAAAUUGUAAUACUAUAAAUAAUAUUAACAAUGAUCAUGUAAUAGAUAUAUAUAUAUAUAUAUUGUAGAUAUUUUCUUAAAGAAAAUUUAAAUUGAAGAACAAUUAAAAAUGUUAAAGUAUCUUUCUGUCUUUUUGAUAAGAGUUUUUUUUAUUAUGAAUACUUUAAUUAUAAUUUCUCUGAUUGAGGAAGAUAAAUUACACCGGUAUAUAAAAUUUCUUAAUAAUAUUAUAAUUGGAUUAUUCGAUCUUCGACGUUUACGAAAUAGAUAAGUCAUUUAUUUCAAAAUUUGAUAAAAAGAUAAUAUUUAUCAAAAAUAUAAAAAUUAAAUUUUUAUUCAACUUAAAAUAAUUUUUAAGAAUUUUUUAAUUAAAUAAUAACAAUAAUUUAAAUUUUUUUAAAUUAAAAAUUAAAAAGAAACAAGUGUUUUGAAUAAGCUGGAAAAAAGGUAAAAUUUGUAAAACUCAAAAUAUUCAUCAUUGAAAUUAAUUUUAAUAUAAUAAACUGAAGUGAAUAUGACAGAUUUGAAGAAAAAUAUAAUAAAAAAAAAAAAAAAAAAAAAAAAAAAAAAAGAAAUAUUGAUCGUAAUCAAUAAAUAAAUUGAACGAUUGACACUAGUCUCAUUAUACUCUGUUUUAAUAUAACAUGUUUCUCUUUUUUAUUAAUGUAUAUCUAUUCAUAUUCUAUCAAUGUGAUGAUUUAAUCGUCGUUCGUCGAAUAUCGAUUAGAAUUAUUUAUGUAUAUUUGAACAAAAUAAAAACGAAAAAAAGGGAAACGCAUGUAAAUGUUAUAUUCAUAUAUUUAUGAACAUAUUGUUAAGACAAAUACUAUAUAUAUAAAUAUACAUACACGUAAUGAAUCUGUAUUCGCAGGAAAAUAAAGAUAUUGCUCCAGAAAAAAUA
Messenger RNA from Apis cerana (Asiatic honeybee), 7713 nucleotides. RefSeq names its product myelin regulatory factor-like protein. Gene Ontology annotation, biological process: protein autoprocessing; positive regulation of DNA-templated transcription. Gene Ontology annotation, molecular function: sequence-specific DNA binding; DNA-binding transcription factor activity. The record is from RefSeq and is a predicted model, not a curated record. Gene Ontology annotation, cellular component: endoplasmic reticulum membrane; nucleus. NCBI's taxonomy places the organism in Eukaryota, Metazoa, Arthropoda, Insecta, Hymenoptera, Apidae.